UGCGUGACAAAUAUAAAGUGGAUAUAUGUAUCAUCUACAUCAAUGGGAUUUUUUGGUGAGAUGGAUGAUGAUAUAGAAUAUAGCAGUCAUCAAGACAAACUAGAACCAAAAGCUACAUCACUCUAAUAGAAACAAGCACCAUCAAUAAGCAAGAGGAGAAAGAAGAAGUAGAAAGAAAGUAAAAAAUAAGACGUACGAUAUCAGGGGUUAUUUUAGAAAACUGCAGUCAAGUGUGAAGGGGUCAAAUGGAAUGAACAGAAUGAAAAUUAGAUUUCUCAUCGUUUUUGAACGACAAAAAGUCAAUCUUGACACGGGAGAUGUGUAUAUAUGUUUUUGCAGAAAAAUUUCUAAACAAAAGAAGGAACAAAAAAAAAUAAUGGAAAAAGUUUAAUGAGAUUGUCUAUGAACGAAAAUUUAAAAUUUUCUGUGUAUAUUAAUUAAAAAUUUACUUAAAAUUCAUGCAUAAAUAUUCUUAUUAUAACACUCGUGGAUUGCUAAUUUCGUUUUAAAACUUUUAAUGCUAUUCCUUUAAAGUGAAUAAAUUUAAGAAUUUUCAUCUCA
Messenger RNA from Chironomus riparius, 561 nucleotides. The record is from the annotation of a GenBank genome assembly. NCBI's taxonomy places the organism in Eukaryota, Metazoa, Arthropoda, Insecta, Diptera, Chironomidae.